Stegodyphus dumicola is the source of this 1902-nucleotide messenger RNA. RefSeq names its product innexin shaking-B-like. NCBI's taxonomy places the organism in Eukaryota, Metazoa, Arthropoda, Arachnida, Araneae, Eresidae. Gene Ontology annotation, cellular component: plasma membrane; gap junction. The record is from RefSeq and is a predicted model, not a curated record. Gene Ontology annotation, molecular function: gap junction channel activity.
CCAAGUCGACCCACAUAUCAGAUGAGUUUUACUGUGAAACCACUUUCAGGUGCCUGCCCUGAGUGCAGCUAUUCUUAAAACUAGGAAGUCAACUCGCGGUCAAAAAACAGAAGGUGAGGAAAAACAGCAACCAGAGAAAGACUGUGAUAGCUUCCUUCUCCAAUGGAGGGAAAGAGGUGGAUGUUUCCAUGUUCCAGUGGACAGAUUUGUUAAGAAAAUAGCCAGACCCGCCCCAGAUUGCUCCUCCCCCUCCUGUUCCCCUUCCCUCUCGUGCUCGCUCCCAACCGGCACCAUUGUAGGCCAGUCUUCUGAUACGCGGCCCCUGCGACCCCCGAGAACUCGGCGGGCUCGCGAGCGGCUCGGGUCCGACUCGAGCGACACGACGACGAGUUACGGCAUGCUCGACGUGUUGCGGAGCCUCAAGAGCCUGCUGAAGAUCAGCAGGGUUCAUAUCGACAACAACGUAUUUCGGCUCCACUACACAGUCACGGUCAUUGUGCUCAUCGCUUUCUGCAUUAUAGUCACUACGAAGCAGUUCGUGGGAGAACCCAUCGACUGUAUUCAUAGCAGUGAGGUGCCUGAAUCUGUAAUUAACACAUUUUGCUGGAUACACACCACAUAUACGGUGCCCUCAGCAUACGGGAAGGAGGUGGGCAAGGAGGUCCCUCAUCCAGGCAUAGACUCUACCCAGGACGCAUCGCAGUUCCGUUAUCACAGGUAUUACCAGUGGGUGUGCUUCACGCUCUUCUUCCAAGCGGCUCUUUUCUACAUACCGCGCUGGCUGUGGCGCAUGUGGGAAGGAGGCAAAAUCCAGGCGCUCAUGAUGGAUUUAGACAUCGCCUUGUGCGCUGAGGCGGAGAAGAAGCAAAAGAAGAAGCUGUUGGUGGACUAUUUGAUGAGCAGCUUGAGACAACACGAUUGGUACGCUGCACGCUAUUUCCUUUGCGAAGCAAUGGCCUUCGCCAAUGUAGUGGGACAAAUGUUCCUUAUGAACCGUUUCUUCGACGGCGAGUUCCUCAGCUACGGCGUCGAAGUCCUUCGUUAUUCGGAAAGAGAUCAAGAGAUGCGUACAGAUCCAAUGAUUCGCAUAUUUCCGAGGGUAACAAAGUGCCGUUUCUACAAAUACGGUUCUUCCGGAAAUGUCGAGAUGCACGAUGCACUUUGUGUCUUACCCUUAAAUGUUAUAAACGAGAAGAUAUAUAUCUUCCUCUGGUUCUGGUUUAUCAUCCUUUCUGUUUUGACCGGUUUAGUACUUGUCUUCCGGGUGGUCAUCGCUGCCUGUCCUCUUGUGAGGGUCUAUUUGUUAAAUAUGAGGUUCAGGAUCGUGCAUUUAGAUCACUUACAUACUGUAGUGCGAAGAGGUUCUAUAGGAGAUUGGUUUUUAGUCUACAUGCUUGGACAGAACAUAGAUGCCGUUAUCUUCAAAGAAGUGUUGGCAGAAAUGGCCAAGAGAAUGACUACAGAACCUAAGGAGGCAGCAUGACACGAGACGUGCCGCUGUCUCCAGCGCUGUGCCUCUGCUCCGUAACCUGCCUUUGAAUACUAUAUCAUCGACAAACAAAGUGAUAAACCAGCUCUUGUUCGAAAACACAUGCGUGGAUUUCAAUGAGGUAUGGUUUCCACCUAUUCGGAACUUAAGUACUUGCUCAAGGCAACGAACUCAAAAUGUUAGGAAGGAAAAUCAUGACCAGGAAUUAUCUUGGUUAUUUUAAUGAACGGAAAAUUUCACAAUUCCUUAUUAAUCUUGUUGAGUAUGUUCCUAAGGCCAUUUCUUAAAUAUACUAUGUUUAAUGCCCUAAAAACAUACUUCCAUCAUUUAUAUAUGGAUAUACAGGCAGCGGUGGAUUUUUUCUUCUUCUUAUUAUUAUAUCUAAAGUGUUACUGAUUGAAAAAUUAAUUUUA